GGCUGAAUCCAUCGGGCUUGUGGGAGAGAAGCCCUAAUCCUGAUUACACAGAAGGGUUUCGGCAGCCAAUGCAGCACAGUGAUUACGUUCCUGGCGGUAAUUAUAUUAAAUGGUGGUUGAAACUGAUUCGCAAUCCAGGUGGGGUCUCCGAUGAGUAAAAGACUUCAGAUUUUGAUGGAAAAUGGCAGCAGGAUAGCAGGGC
Linum tenue is the source of this 202-nucleotide messenger RNA. NCBI's taxonomy places the organism in Eukaryota, Viridiplantae, Streptophyta, Magnoliopsida, Malpighiales, Linaceae. The record is from the annotation of a GenBank genome assembly.